Tetrahymena thermophila SB210 is the source of this 1833-nucleotide messenger RNA. Its product is annotated as transmembrane protein, putative. Lineage: Eukaryota; Ciliophora; Oligohymenophorea; Hymenostomatida; Tetrahymenidae. The transcript is spliced from 7 exons. The record is from RefSeq and is a predicted model, not a curated record.
UUACACUAACUAACUAAUUAAAAAAAAAUUAUUUUGAUAACUCAAUAAAAGUAGUGUAAAAAAGCAAGAAAAAUGCAGGUAAAGAAGAUAAGUACCAUAGCUUAUAUGUUAGUUAUGGUUUUCUAUGGGGUAUUCACAUUAAUUCUAAGUAUUUUUGCCUUUACAAAGUUUUCUGAUACAAGCUAGUAUUAUGAUAAUAUUGUGACUAACUUAUAGUAAAUUCCUAUAGUUGAUGUAUAAAGCAAGUCAACUUAGAAUUGUGACUCAGAUUACAGUUCUUUGUUUAAUUGGAAUUGGGAAGGCAUGUUCAAUGGCUGUGACUGCACUAAAACAACUGACUGGAAAAUUUAGAAGAAGAUGUAUCGCGGUUUAUGCACAGGUAAUAUGAUUAUUCAUGCCUGCGUAAACGCUUCAGGUAUUAAAGCCUAACCUUUUAACUUUUUUGAAGGAACUGCAAACACCUAAAUGAAUGUAUGCAUAAAAAGAGGCUCAAGUUAAUAUGCAUAUUAUAAGGUUGCCGAUUAGUAGAAAGGAGUUUAAUGUGUAGGUAGAAAGCUAUGUGGUAACUUAGCAUAUCCUAAAAGUGUUUUUUGUGUAGCUUUGACUGAUCCUUGUCCGGUUUAUGAUAUAUAAGUUUCUUCAACUAAAGCUGAUUCUAGAUUUAUUGGAUAUUAAGUAGCUAAUCUUCCUAACGGCAAUUAUCUUUAUUAUGAUAAUCUUGGUACAACUGCUACGAAAGAGCCUUUGAGUGAAUUUAGACUAACACAAGGAGAAGGAGUCUGUCAAUUCGUAAAUACUUAGAAAAAUAAACCAUCUGGAUAAUAAGAUUAUGUCCUAUCAAAAUCCAAUAGAACAUCAUGCUCUACUUAUGAUCCCACAUUUGUCUAAAAUGGAUUCUCUAUACCCGAAAAUAGAUAUUAUAUCCUAAAUAUGAAUCCAACUGAUUAUACAACUCUCACUAAGUAUCCAGGAAUUUAAAUCCCAAGCUCAACUUCUUAAUUUUAUACUUUCCAAAGAAACUAUUUAUCAUGGAAUAUUACAAACAGAAAUUUAAUGAAAGAUUUUGUUGAAGCAUCAAGCUCUUUAAAUGAUUUAUAUAAAGCUUAACUAGUUGUAAUGAUUAUCAACAUAUUUGUUUGCUUAAUCGUAUCUAUUAUCCUAAAUGUUUUAGAACUACUAGGUCUACUGGGCAAAGAUGUUUCUUGCAUCAAUGGAUAGGCUAAAAUUAAAAAAAUCAAAAUGGCGCUAUCUUACGGAGCAAAAAUUUUGUAAACUCCUUUUCUCCUGUGGGUAUUUAUACUCUCAGCUCAAAAAAAAAGUAUUAUUUCUGAGGUUGCAAAUGCUGCACCAAUGGAUUCCACAUUUAAUUCAUAAAUAUCUUCAUUUUCAACUUCAUUAGAAGAUUCAGUUUACAAAAAUAAUUUAAUUUCCCUCAUUGUGCUUGGACUUAUCAUCUUAUUAGACAUACUUUUGUUUUUAAUAUCUAAAUGCUGCUCUAAAAAUAGUCCUGAUACAUAUGCUGAAUCUGAAAAAUUUAAUUUUUCUGAAAAUUAGAAACCUGAAAAUUAAAACUAAUUCCCUAUGCAAUAAUAGCCUUAACAUUCUAAUAUACAAAUGCAAAAUGUAUAACCUAGUGUUAAUUAAGGUUAUCCUGUUCCUUUACCAGUUACUUAUUAGCCUAGCUAUAUUUAGUAAUAGCCUAUAUAAUAAUAACCAGUAUACGCCUAGCCUAUGUAAUAGUAAUAACAAUACGUUUAACCAGUGCAAUACAAUUAACCUGCUAAACAAGUAAUCUUCGUCUAACCAGAUUAAUAAGGUUAAAAUUACUAUUGA